Messenger RNA from Lactuca virosa, 717 nucleotides. The record is from the annotation of a GenBank genome assembly. Lineage: Eukaryota; Viridiplantae; Streptophyta; Magnoliopsida; Asterales; Asteraceae.
AUGUCUACUCCCCCAUCACUCACAUCUCUUGCAAACAGAACCAUGGAUCAGGACAACCCCUACAAUCUUGAAAACUUCCAUGACCACAAUUAUCAAUCACUCUCCGACGUGCAAUCCCUUUCUACAUCAGUUACCGGCAACCAGACUUUUGACGCCGCCUCUCAACUUCCGUCGUUUCAAGCUUUGGCCCGUCACCAAGAAAACUCGCAAAAGCACAUGGACACCGUCACUGAAUACGAUCUUUAUGGUCAACCACCGUCCAUUGGAUCGAUAGAGAACCCCUGCCAGACUUCCCAACCCACUGCUGACGGCAUUUAUGAGGGUUAUGAUUUGCCACCUUCAAAAACUGAUAUACGUCCGGUGGGGUCAUCUGUAACCGGGACUACCACCGCUGAUCAAAUUGGUGCUCCACAACCGUUUGGCCAAAUGACCGGUAGCCCACGUGAUCUUCUCCUUAACAUAAAGCGGCACAUAACCACCACCACCACAAUCUGCCAUCACCACCACCAUCUACCACACACCACCACCACCAUUUGCCACACACAAACUACCACAGCCACUGUUCAUCAUCCAUUUCCACCUAACGUCACCCUUAUCCCUCCAUCACAACAACCCUUCACUACCAUUAACCCACCUUUACCAUACACAAUCCACCAGAAGCCAUCUUUUUCUUCACACCAAAACCCCACCAUUAACCUAUAUCUAUUUAUACCGUGA